Molecule: messenger RNA, 499 nt
Organism: Brassica oleracea var. oleracea
Lineage: Eukaryota; Viridiplantae; Streptophyta; Magnoliopsida; Brassicales; Brassicaceae
Product: 40S ribosomal protein S4-1-like
Exons: 4
Coding region: 92-484 (130 amino acids)
Biological process (GO): translation
Cellular component (GO): ribosome; cytosolic small ribosomal subunit
Molecular function (GO): structural constituent of ribosome; RNA binding
Source: RefSeq, a predicted model, not a curated record
UAGGGUUUUAGUUUAUUUCCUUUUGAUAUAUAAACGUAGAGGAAGUGCCGCCGCAAAAGAAUCAGAAGUCGUCCUGCUCGCAACAAAAAAAAUGGCAAGAGGAUUGAAGAAGCAUCUGAAGAGGCUCAAUGCCCCCAAGCAUUGGGAUCUUGACAAACUUGGUGGUGCCUUCGCUCCCAAGCCCUCUUCUGGACCCCACAAGUCUAGAGAAUGCCUUCCUCUCGUCCUGAUCAUCAGGAACAAGUUGAAGUACGCUUUGACAUACCGUGAAGUCAUCUCCAUCUUGAUGCAAAGGCAUAUCCAAGUCGAUGGUAAAGUCAGGACUGACAAGACUUACCCUGCCGGCUUCAUGGAUGUUGUCUCCAUCCCCAAGACGAAUGAGAACUUCCGUCUUCUCUAUGACACCAAGGGACGUUUCCGUCUCCACUCCAUCAGGGAUGAGGAAGCUAAGGUAUGCAACAUUUACUAUAUGAGUUUUGUUUGAGAUCUAAAGAAUAAU